UCCACGCAGGUAUGGGAGUCUCGUCAACAUGUUGACGAAAUACUUGUUUCUUGUCUUAUCCAAUCUAAACAAAGGGCCAGCUGAGGAGCAGCGAAUUUGACUGAGCUCUGAUUACAGGCUGUUUCGGAUCUUGGCAUCUUUGGUCCAUUAGGAACAUGGAUCUCGCACCACCGUUGAGCUCUGGCUGUAACGUGACGGAAGCACUCUGGGGCGAUCUGGGACUGCUGGUGAAAGAAGAAGAUAUAAAAGAGGAGGAAUAUGGUCAUAUGAUUGCAUGUCCAGAUGAAGAAGAAGAAAAGCCCUUUGCAGAGCUUCACUGUAAAACUGAAACGGACGUCACAGACUCUAACUAUGAAUCACUACAGACAACAGUGAAGAUGGAAGUGAAGAUAGAAGAGGAUGAGCACGAUUAUCUGCUGGAAAGCGUAUCAGAACAUCCACAUGUAAUGGCACAGAAGAUCCAUGGACAGAGUGAUGAACUCAACCUGCAACUGAAGGGAGGUCUGCACCACUGCUCGGUCUGCAAGAAGACUUUCAUGACCCUGAGAGAACUUGAGAAACACCAGCAAACACACUCAGUUUGGGUGAAUGAAAACAGGUCUCACAAAAAAACACAUACAUAUUCUCAUUGUGAAAAAGCAUUCACAACACCCUCACUAGUUAACCACCACUUGCUUACACACACUGGAGAGAAGUCUCAUAAAUGUGCCCAGUGUGGAAAUGCUUUUAUAACCUCCACAGAUCUCAAACACCACAUGCUUGCACACACUGGAGAGAAGCCUCGUAAAUGUUUGAAGUGUGGAAAAGGGUUUUCACACAGCUCAAGUCUUUCUCGCCACAUGCUUGUACACAAAGGAGAGAAGUCUCAUAAAAGGUAUCAUAAAUGUUCCCAGUGUGGAAUAUCAUUUACAACAUCCCAAGAUCUUCAAAACCACAUGCUUACACACUCUGAGGAGAAGCCUCAUAAAUGUACCCAGUGUGGAAAAACUUUUUCACAAAUUUCAAAUCUUUACACCCACAUGCGAAUACACACUGGAGAGAAGCCUCAUAAAUGUACCCAGUGUGGAAAAGCUUUUAUAACCUCCACAGAUGUCAAACGCCACAUGCUUAUACAUACGAGAGAAAAGCCUUAUGAAUGUGUCCAGUGUGGAAAUGCUUUUUCACAACUGUCAACUCUUAGGAGCCAUAUGCUAAGACACCGUACAGGGAAGCCUCAUGAAUGUGCCCAGUGUGGAAAAGUAUUUAUAACCUCUACAGAUCUCAAAUUCCACAUGUUUACACAUACUGGAGAAAAGCCUUAUGAAUGUGUCCAGUGUGGAAAAGCUUUUUUACAAAUGUCAUCUCUUAAGAGCCAUAUGCUAAGACACCGUACAGGGAAGCCUCACAAAUGUGCCCAGUGUGGAAGAGCAUUUGACAGAUCUACAGAUCUUAAACGCCACAUGCUUAGACAUACUGGAGAGAAGGCUCAUAUAUGUGCCCAAUGUGGAAAAGUCUUUUCUAAUGGUUCAGCUCUUAAAACCCACGUGCUUACGCACACCGGAGAGAAGCCUCAUAAAUGUGCCCAAUGCGGAAAAGCUUUUUCACAAAUUUCAAAUCUUAAAACCCACAUGAGAGUACACACUAGAGAGAAGCCUCAUGAAUGUGCCCAGUGUGGAAAAGGUUUUUCACACUUCUCAACUCUUAAAAAGCACAUGCUCAUACAUACUGGAGAGAAGCCUCAUAAAUGUGCCCAGUGUGGAAAAGCAUUUAUAACCAUCACAGAUCUCAAUCGCCACAUGCUUACACAUACUGGAGAAAAGCCUUACAAAUGUGUUCAGUGUGGAAAAGCUUUUUCACAAAUGUCAACUCUUAAAUGCCAUAUGCUAAGACACCCUACAGAGAAGCCUCACAAAUGUGCCCAGUGUGGAAAAGCUUUUACACGCUUGUCAACUCUUAAAAAACACAUGCUCAGACACACUAGAGAGAAGCCUCACAAAUGUGCCCAAUGUGGAAAAAUCUUUUCUAAUGGUUCAGCUCUUAAAACCCACGUGCUUACGCACACAGGAGAGAAGCCUCAUAAAUGUGUCCAGUGUGGAAAAGCUUUUUCACAAAUUUCAAGUCUUAAAACCCACAUGAGAGUACACACUAGAGAGAAGCCUCAUGAAUGUGCCCAGUGUGGGAGAGGUUUUUCACACUUCUCAACUCUUAAAAAACACAUGCUCAUACAUACUGGAGAGAAGCCUCAUAAAUGUGCCCAGUGUGAAAAAGCAUUUAUAACCAUCACAGAUCUGAAUCGCCACAUGCUUACACAUACUGGAGAAAAGCCUUAUAAAUGUGUCCGGUGCGGAAAAGCUUUUUCACAAAUGUCAACUCUUAGAAGCCACAUGCUCAUGCACACUGGAGAGAAGCCUCAUGAAUGUGCCCAGUGUGGAAAAGGUUUUUCACGCUUCUCAACUCUUAAAAAUCACAUGCUAACUCACACUGGAGAGAAGGCUCAUAAAUGUGUCCAGUGUGAUAAAGCUUUUACAACAACCCGUGAUCUUCAACACCACAUGCUUACACACACUAGAGAGAAGCCUCAUAAAUGUGUCCAAUGUGGAAAAGCUUUUACACGAAAUUCAACCCUUAAAACCCAUUAUGCUAAUACACACUGGAGAGAAGCCUCAUGAGUGUAGAAAAGUAUUUGACAGGUCCACAGAUAUUCUACUCUAGCAGGAGCAUAACUUGUUAUGAUUAUCGUUAUCGUUAUCAUUUGGUGUGAAUGGGCCUUCACUCGG
Messenger RNA from Alosa alosa (allis shad), 2756 nucleotides. Its product is annotated as zinc finger protein 493-like. Bases 156 to 2648 code for a protein of 830 amino acids. Gene Ontology annotation, molecular function: RNA polymerase II cis-regulatory region sequence-specific DNA binding; DNA-binding transcription factor activity. NCBI's taxonomy places the organism in Eukaryota, Metazoa, Chordata, Actinopteri, Clupeiformes, Clupeidae. Gene Ontology annotation, biological process: regulation of transcription by RNA polymerase II. The transcript has 3 exons. The record is from RefSeq and is a predicted model, not a curated record.